AUGAGGCGCUUGUGGACUUCCUCGAGGCAAACAAAAUCACAAUGUCUUAAGAGCUCUGAUGAGUCAUCUGAUUGCGAGGAGUCUGACUCUGAAAGUGGGGAUAUAGAUUUCUUGCAGAGCCUUAGGCUCACAGUGGUUGAUAUGAUGAGCAGCUUACAGGGUUAUCUUCAGACUUUCUUUGGUGGUUCAGUUGUGAAAAAUGGCUCUACAAAUGCUGAUGGAAGUGAAGAAACAAUUCUUGUGGACGACCAUUUAACAGCAUCCUUGAUGGGAUUAGCAGUCAUGGUUAUGGUGGUCAUCGCGAUGAGGCGAGGUUAG
Molecule: messenger RNA, 318 nt
Organism: Ilex paraguariensis (yerba mate)
Lineage: Eukaryota; Viridiplantae; Streptophyta; Magnoliopsida; Aquifoliales; Aquifoliaceae
Source: the annotation of a GenBank genome assembly